GAAAUGGUUCGAUAUAUGAGGGAAGAAAGGACCAAAGAAAGCAACAAUAUUUGGUAAGGAGUUUCCUUCCGCUAAUGGUGCAGCAGAUCGAAACAACAGAGGAGAAGGGAUUGGACGCAUUGUGUUCUCGAGGAUUCUGGAGGAAUGGGUCACCCAAUCCCAAUCCCAAUCCCAAUCCAAUCCCCGCCGUAGCACUUCCCAACAUUCUCACGCCGACCACCACCACCACCACCACCACAAUAAAUGGAUUAUCACGGCGGUCCUAUUUCCGAACCCAACACCCCAACCACCCCAAGACCCACCCUAUUCCUCUCCACUUCCGGAAAAGCCCUUCUCGUCUCUAACUCCAACAAAUCCCUCAUUUCUAAUUCAGGCAAACGUCUCGAUAACACCAAUAGUAAGAAAAAAUAUGUCAAACAGGUUACCGGCAGACAUAAUGAUACCGAACUUCAUCUCGCUGCGCAACGCGGCGAUGCUAGUGCGGUUAGGCAGAUUUUGGCUGAAAUUGAUGAUCAAAUGAUGGGAACGUUAAGUGGUGCUGAGUUUGAUGCUGAGGUUGCUGAAAUUAGGUCUGCUAUUGUUAAUGAGGUUAAUGAGUUGGGUGAAACUGCUUUGUUUACAGCUGCUGAUAAAGGACAGUUUGAUGUUGUUAAAGAGCUUCUUCCUUAUACAACCAAAGAAGCACUUUCUUUUAAAAACCGUUCUGGUUUUGAUCCUUUGCAUAUUGCAGCAAACCAAGGUCACAAAGAUAUUGUGCAGUUCUUGCUAGACCAUGAUCCGGAGCUAAUUAAGACAUUUGCACAGUCAAAUGCAACUCCUCUUGUAUCUGCAGCUACAAGAGGGCAUGCGGAUGUUGUUGAACUCUUACUAUCAUAUGAUCCUAGUCAGUUGGAGAUAGCUAGAUCCAAUGGAAAGAAUGCACUCCAUUUAGCUGCACGUCAAGGUUAUGUUGAUGUUGUCAAGAUUUUGUUAGGGAAGGAUCCGCAACUUGCUCGAAGGACUGAUAAGAAAGGACAAACUUCGCUUCAUAUGGCUGUCAAAGGGGUUAACUGUGAAGUGGUGAAGUUGCUUCUUGCUGCUGAUGCUGCAAGUGUCAUGCUUCCUGAUAAGUUUGGAAACACUGCUUUGCAUGUAGCCACCAGGAAGAAGAGGGUAGAGAUAGUGAACGAGUUAUUGCUUCAACGUGACACCAAUGUGAAUGCCCUCACAAGAGACCGCAAAACAGCUCUUGACCUUGCGGAAGCACUUCCAAUAUCGGAAGAAAUUUUGGAGAUUAAGGACUCCCUGAUUCGUUAUGGUGCAGUUAAAGCCAAUGAUCUCAACCAGCCAAGGGACGAGUUAAGGAAAACCAUGACACAGAUUAAGAAAGAUGUGUCUUUUCAGCUUGAACAAACUCGAAAAACAAACAAGAAUGUGAAUGGGAUUGCCAAGGAGCUACGCAAGUUGCAUAGAGCAGGAAUCAACAAUGCUACCAACUCUGUAACUGUGGUUUCAGUACUAUUUGCAACUGUGGCAUUUGCAGCGCUUUUCACGGUCCCUGGUGGGGAUGAUAAUCAAGGGAAGGCUGUGAUGGUGCACAAAACAUCUUUCAAGACCUUCUUUAUUGCUAAUGCUAUUGCGCUUUUCACUUCUUUGGCUGUGGUGGUAGUUCAAAUAACAGUUGUCAGAGGGGAGAUAAAGUCCGAGAGGAGGGUUGUGGAGGUGAUCAAUAAGAUGAUGUGGUUAGCCUCUGUCUGUACUUCAAUUUCAUUCAUUGCAGCAUCUUAUAUAGUAGUUGGUCGGCGCAGCCAGUGGGCUGCAAUCCUUGUUACUGUUGUUGGGGCGAUUAUAAUGGGUGGUGUUCUUAGUGCAAUGACAUACUAUGUUGUCAAAUCAAAACGUCACCGAAGAGAGAGGAAAAAAGAGAAGCUAUCAAGGAAUGGAACAUAUUCAAUGCGUAAUUCUGAUUCUGAAUCAGAAGUAAAUCCAAUUUAUGCUAUUUAAUGUUCAAUUUGCACUUACAAUAGAAAAAAGAUGGCUUUUAUGGAAGUAAAUGGCUUCUUGGCUGUGUUUAAAAGGGAAAGAACGAAGAGAGCCAAAUCGGUCAGUUACACUUUCUUAGAAGGUGUAGUCCAAGGCGCAGUAAAGCACCAUAAAGAGGAAACAACUAGCUUGUGUUGGUUGAGAUGAAAUCUGCCGUGAGGUCCACAUCCUUGAUCUCUUAGCUACUCCUUUCUUGUUAGGCAAGGAACACGCUUUUAGCACCUUCUGAAACUUACACUAUGUCAAUUUUAAUUGUUGAUUGCUGAUAAAAUUGUCCAAAAGGACAAUCAUCAAACAUUCCAAUCAAUAACUAUGAUGUUAAAGAGGAUAAAAUAUUCAAAUUUUUCAUAAAAUAAUUACUUAUGGGGUAGUUUUGAGUUUUGUAAGGAGAUAGAAUUUGAGAAGGUCAGCAUCAAGUCUCAAAGUCACUUCCUAGGAAUAAAGGGUUGAGGGUUCAUUCAAUGGAGACAAAAUGAAAAAUAACCAUUUAUAUCUAAUGAAAAGAAAAUGAAAUUGUUGAAAGUUGAAUCA
This is a messenger RNA of Trifolium pratense (red clover), 2553 nucleotides long. Its product is annotated as ankyrin repeat-containing protein ITN1-like. Gene Ontology annotation, cellular component: plasma membrane. Lineage: Eukaryota; Viridiplantae; Streptophyta; Magnoliopsida; Fabales; Fabaceae. The record is from RefSeq and is a predicted model, not a curated record. Bases 244 to 1983 code for a protein of 579 amino acids. The transcript is spliced from 5 exons. Gene Ontology annotation, molecular function: protein phosphatase 1 binding; protein phosphatase regulator activity.